UUUUUAUUGAUGACAGAGGGAGGUCGGAAUUCUUAUUUCCAAUUUCCGAAGUUUUUCCUUCCGAAUCCGAAAAAAAACUUUUAGCCAGUUUUAGCCAGUUCCGAUUUCGGAUUCUUCUGAUUUCCCACACCUCUGACUGUUCCAACCCACCUCUGAUUGGUGUUAGUUCCAUUGGGUAAAGUUUAACUUCCACAUUGAAAAAUUCCGCUGAAUUCAGGCUUAAAUAUUUAUAAGUUGAUUGGAUAUUUUCAUUUCAUCUUAACUGUUUACAAUUAAAUUAAUUCAGCUUUCUGACGCAGCAAACAUUCGCGAUUUUUACUAUAUAUUGCUAAUUUCAAAUUUUUAAUUAAUUAGACUGUAAUUGUUAAUGGUUUUAAAUAAUUUUUGUCUUUGCUUUUGUGUAUUUUUGUAAGUCAAAUUUAUUUGAUUAAAUUUCUUUUUCAAAAUUUUUUUCUGUGUUCAAUACUGGGUUGGAUUCCAGAUAGGAUUAAGUCUGGCUUUAUUUUUUGUAUGUUUAUCGUCCUUGUAUGUAUUUAUUUUGUGCCCGCACUCCAAGUCAACAUGAUUUUUGGGUCGAGUCUGAAUAAAAUAAGACUGGAUUUUUGGAACAACACGACCCUCCAAAAAACAAAUAAUUUUAGAAAUUUAGUCAAAAAUUUCUGA
This is a messenger RNA of Meloidogyne enterolobii, 663 nucleotides long. The record is from the annotation of a GenBank genome assembly. Lineage: Eukaryota; Metazoa; Nematoda; Chromadorea; Rhabditida; Meloidogynidae.